Scatophagus argus is the source of this 4677-nucleotide messenger RNA. It is a transcript of the gene nlrc3, whose product is annotated as NLR family, CARD domain containing 3. The record is from RefSeq and is a predicted model, not a curated record. Gene Ontology annotation, biological process: negative regulation of canonical NF-kappaB signal transduction; regulation of apoptotic process. Gene Ontology annotation, molecular function: protein binding. NCBI's taxonomy places the organism in Eukaryota, Metazoa, Chordata, Actinopteri, Scatophagidae. Bases 297 to 3701 code for a protein of 1134 amino acids. Gene Ontology annotation, cellular component: cytosol. The transcript has 19 exons.
ACAGGAAGCUGCAGCAUGAAGGAGUAUCUGUAGCAGCAGCACUGACUUACAAUGAUGCUGCCGAGUGUUUGUGACCUGUUUUAUUUGCUUGCUAAGCUUCAACCAGGCUCCACUCCAUAGAGAUUCCUACAAUUCACACUUGAAAUUGUCCUACACUUGCUUUUAUGAUUAUGGUGUUAACCAUAUUAAACAUCUGUGUGGGCAGCAUCUUACAUCCUUUGACACCUACAGACAACUUCCAACAAGCCCAUGACACAAACACGAACAUCUGAGGACAGAAACCAUCAAACUUUCUCAUGGAGAGAAAGGCACAUUAUGAUUCCAUCCUGGACCGAAGCAAACGCAUUAUGUGGCAGGACGACUGCUAUGUGGAUCUUCAGUCAACGCCCUGCUCUGCCUCUUCACAAGCACAAACGGAGGAUCAUGGCUGGAUCCAAAAAUACCAAGACCAGCUGCAACGCUUCAUUACAACCCCCUUCCUUGAAGGACUGCUAACCCAUUUGAAAAAAUUUGAAGUACUGAGCUCAGCGGAGGAGACCAGGAUCAAGGAAGUGGGCGGGCUGCGGGACCAAGUUAACAUGCUCACAACUAUUGUUGCUGGGAAGGACACUCGAGGGUCUGAUGUCCUUCAGGGCUUUAUAGAGAACUCAGAUACUCAGGUGGCCCAGCUCAUUUUAAACCAUGAUUCCAUGGUGAAGAAGCAUAAAGAGGAGCUGCUACAGCGAUAUGAGCAGUGCAGAGACAGAGAUUCAGUAAGCUGCACCAAACUGAACAUCUCCUCUAGAACCUUACUUAUGGUUGAUGGACUUUCUGACCUUCAGCAAAAGGAACAUGACUUAAUGCAGGUGGGGGUGACUAGAGGAAAGAAAAGAAAUCAUCUAAGACAGCUCCCGCUGGCCAAACUCUGGGAGCCCUUGACCCGGGUCAGUUUACCUCCCAGGGUCUCGCUCACUGUCGGGGUUGCCGGUAUCGGUAAGACAACCUGGGUCCGACACUUCAUUAGACAGUGGAGCCAAGGGGCCAUCUGUCCAGAUGUAAGCUUCGUCUUGCCCUUCACUUUUUGUGAGCUGAACUCAUUGGAGAAACUUUCUGCUGAGAGGCUUGUGAAAAUGGCUUUUCCUCAUUUAACAGACCCCAGUCUGGUCCUGAGCAGCUCCUGCCGCACACUGAUAAUACUUGAUGGUUUGGAUGAAUUCCGCUACACUUUGAAUUUCUCAGAUGCAGCGCCUUGCAAUGACCCAAAGAAAGAAGUGUCCAUUGAUGACCUGGUUACUAAUAUCAUCCGAGGGAAUUUGCUCCCUGACAUAGCGGUGUGGGUGACGUCCAGGCCAAGAGUUGCCUCACUCAUCCCUGGUGGACUGGUUGACAGGGUGACAGAGAUCCCAGGAUUCAGCCCAAAGGACAUCCAGCUCUUCCUAAACCACCAUUUCUCUGAGAGUGAUUUCGCUAGUAAAAUAUGGGCACACCUGGAGUCCCAUAAGAUCUUAAUGGUGAUGUGCUAUAUACCAUGCAUUUGCUGGAUAGUAGCUGAUACUCUGAUGUACAUCAUGCAGAGUGGAACACAAGAGAGCCUUCCAAAGACUUGUACUGAACUGUAUGCUCAUUUUUGUUCCAUGAAGGCAGAAGUAGGUGAACCACGAGGCAGGGAGCCUGUAAAAAUUGAUCAGCUCCAUGGAAGCAAUCGUAAGCUGCUGGGGAAUCUUGGACGACUGGCAUUUUAUGGACUUCUCAAACACAAGUACACCUUCAGUGAGCAAGACCUCAGGACCUAUGGAAUAGAUCUGCUGUUAACUCAGUGCAGUCUUGGUGCUGGAGUUCUUGUUCGGGAGGAGUCACCCAUACACACAACAUAUCGGUUCACUCAUUUGACUCUUCAGGAGUUUCUUGCAGCUACUUUCUACCAUGCCUCUUCCAAAAGGGCCAUUUUUGACUUAUUCUCAGAGAGCACUAUGUCUUGGCCCAAGAUUGGUUUCCAGAACCACUUCAGAAGUGCCAUUCAGCACUCACAACAAGCUGAAGAUGGUCACUUGGAUGUGUUUGUGAGGUUUCUAACAGGCCUGCUGUCGUCACUGGCACUGAAACCUCUCGCCGGGCUUCUCGCCCUUGGGAAAGAUGAUGGCAAUCAGAAGGCAUGGGCAGCAGGGUUUUUACAUGGCCUCUUGGUCAGCGGAGGUGCUGUCGUGUCCCUCCGUGCAGUCAACCUAGCUUACUGUUUACAGGAGCUACAACAUACAGAGUUGUUGCGAAGUGUAGAGGAAGAUUUACAGCUUGGUAACCUAGCAGGAAAGUUAACACGGGCUCACUGUGUUGUGCUGGGCUACCUGCUGCACGUUUCUCCUGAGUGCAGUGAACAAACCAACCUAACAGGAUCUCUGAACUACACAACGGUGAAAUGUUUGCUCCCACAGCUGUUGUACUGCAGCCAUCUCAGGUUAGAGAAUAAUCAUUUCAAAGAUGAUGUCAUGGAAUUGCUUGGGAGCCUCCUGAGCGCCAAGGAUUGCCAUAUCCAGAGGAUAAGUUUGGCAGAGAAUUCCAUCGGCAACAAAGGUGCCAAAGCCCUGAGUCGAGCCCUUCUUGUGAACCGGACGUUGACUUUUCUCGACCUCCGGAACAACAAAAUCGGCUCUAAGGGUGCAAAGUUCCUGGCAGAGGCUCUUAAAAUGAACCAAGUCCUAAUAUCAGUCAACUUCCAGAACAAUGCCAUUGAGGAGGAAGGUGCUCAGGCCCUUGCAGACAUUUUGCAGUGCAACCGCAAACUGGUGUCUCUGAAUCUAAAGAAGAAUACGAUUGGAGCAGGAGGAGCCAAAAAGAUUGCUGAUGCGCUGAAGACAAACCAGACUCUUACAAAGCUGAUUCUUUGUAGCAACCAGCUGGGAGACAAAGGAGCAAUCGCUUUGGCAGACGCGUUGGCCGUUAACCACACUCUGCUGUCACUGCAACUUCAGAGUAACUCCAUCAGCAACAAAGGGAUGACAGCAUUAACCAAAGCACUUAGACUGAACCGUGGACUUGUCUCCUUGAAUUUAAGGGAGAACUCAAUCGGUGUGGAGGGAGCAAAGAACAUGGCCCACGCUCUCCAUGAAAACAACUCUCUUCAAGAACUUGAUCUCACAGCCAACCUGCUGCAUGAUGAAGGGGUACAAGCUAUAGCUGGUGCGAUCAAGGUUAAUCAAGGCAUCACCUCGUUGCAUCUCCAGUGGAAUUUCAUCAAGUCCUCCGCCACUAAAGCGCUGGCCCACGCACUCCUCUCAAAUGCAACCAUGCAGCUCCUGGAUCUACAGGAGAAUGCUAUUGGGAAUGAAGGCGUCAUUUUUCUUGCUGAUGCUCUGAAAACCAACACAUCCCUGCGUACAUUAUGUCUCCAGGGUGUUUCAGUGGGCACAAGUGGUGCCAUUGCAAUGGCAACGGCUCUAACGACCAACCAAACCCUGCAAACAUUAGACCUCCGAGGAAAUGCUGUAGGGAUGGAGGGAGCUAAGGCUCUGGCUAAUGCAUUGAAAAGCAACAGAAGCCUGAAGUCACUGAAUCUGCAGGAGAACUCUCUGGGUAUGGAUGGAGCCAUAUUCAUUGCAACGGCCUUGAAGGGGAACCACCAGUUGACAUACAUCAAUUUGCAGGGAAACGGCAUUGGAGAAUCCGGAGCAAAGGUCAUAUCUGAUACUAUACGAGCCAACGCUCCAGGCUGUGUGGUUGACAUGUAACCAAGAACUUCUACUGAGGAAGGUCACGCCUGUAGCUCAGUAAUAACAGCGCACAAUGUUAUCAGAGCAUACACGAUGUAGUUUAGUUAAAUUUUAACUGUAUGUUGAUACUUAAAUAUCACUUUUAAACUGUUAUACUAGUUUAAGUGUAUUUUUAGAUAGAUGUUUGCAUAUUUAUUUUGACAUUAUUAUUGAAAUGGCAGUUGCCAUCAAAUGUUAUUUCAGCAUGUUUUUAUGUGAAAUACUCUCACCAUCUGUAGUCACAAAGUGGAGCUGCAUCCCUCUUUAGCUCUCCUAACUGAUGUGUCAUUCUAUACUUUGUUAGAAUGAAAGAAAAAGACAUAUAGGAUUAAAACAGAUAAAAUGGACACUGCAAUUCGCAUGGCAUCAUUGUCAUUUUCCACACUCCUUUCCACGUCUGCUUUGCUGAUGUAUAAAAUUCAUGUACAAAACAUCUCAUGGUGACAAACUUACUCAGUGUGGACACGUGCAUCAGUCUGGUUCUCCUGACAAGCUGCAGAAUGUGUAGCACACAUGUGAGCUUAUAGCUGCUGCUUCCUUAUAAAGGAAGGACAUAAAGGACAUAAAGGAAACACACAGACACCAGCCCCAUGGGGUUUGAAACAAAGUAAUUAAUUGUCUUAAAGCUUCAACCGGUAUCCAUGGAAAAAGAAAAACAAAUAGAUGAUGGUUUGAACAGGGUCUUAUAGAACUUGUUAUGGAUCUAUACAGUCUUUGUUUGGGCUUCUGCAAGUGAUCACUGUAGAGAAAACAAGAGAGGAGCAGUUCAGAGCUUUACCCAAGGAGACACCAGAUAUUUAGCUGGAUAUUUUAUAUCCAUAAGUAUAAGUAGAGUGAGACCUUACUUGAGAGCCUAAACUGCAUGGGUAGAAAUUCAUUAAUUUCUUCAAAACACAAUCCCAUCAUAGAAAGAAAAAAAAAAAAAAAAAAAAACACCUGCGUUGCGGCGCCUCAG